AUGGAUCUCGCCGCCACCCCCUCCAGGUCAAAAUCCAAGCCCAGAUCCUCGCCGGCGAAGCCCGUCGCCGCCCCCGCUGAGUCCAGGAUGGACCUCUGCACCCCGUCCAAGCCCACGCCCAGGCGGAAGUCCAAAUCGACGGCCUCGCCGGCGCCGAUGUCUCCGGCGAGACCCUCCACCGUCCGGCGCUCGCGCCGCCUCCUUGAAACCCCCACCAAAGCCGCCCUGGAGGUUCAGGUGAAGGCUACGCCGACCCCUACCUCCAGGGGCAAGCGCGCCGCGCCGUCACCUAAAACCCCUGCUCAGCGCGAGCCCAAGAGGCAGAAGCGACACCUGAGAAAGAGGGCAUACUACCGGAAGGUGGUGUAUGACGGCGGGGAGUUCGAGGUCGGUGAUGACGUGUACGUGAAGCGGCGGGAGGCGGCGGAGUCUGACGCGGAGGACCCUGAGGAGGAGUGCCGCGUAUGUUUCCGCACCGGCGGCGGGGUUAUGGUGGAGUGCGACGCGUGCCUCGGCGGAUUCCACCUGCGUUGCGUGCGACCGCCGCUUCGGAGGGUGCCUGAAGGUGACUGGGCGUGUCCAUACUGCGAGGCAGAGGGCUCCGGAAAGGUGGUCGAGCGGCCCAGGCCGCCUGAGGGCAAGCGCAUCGUGAGGACCGCCAGGGAGAAACUCCUUUCCAGCGAUCUGUGGGCUGCACGCAUCGAGAGUUUAUGGAGGGAGCCUGAUGGCACAUUCUGGGCGAAGGUCAGGUGGUACAUUAUCCCUGAAGAGACUGCAGCAGGAAGGCAGCCGCAUAAUUUGAGAAGAGAGCUGUAUCGUACCAAUGACCUUGGAGACAUUGAGAUGGAAACAAUCCUUAGACAUUGUUCUGUAAUGAGCCCCAAAGACUUUAGGGAUGCUAAUGAUGGAGAUGAUGUAUUUUAUUGUGAAUAUGAGUAUGAUAUACAUUGGCAUAAUUUUAAGCGUCUGGCAGAUAUUGUUGAUGGGCUGGAGACAAAGGAAGAUCCCAAUGACGAGCCUUACAAUGCCGGAGAUGAUUAUAACAGUGACACUGAUGAAGAUUCAGAGUAUGAUGAGGAGGAAGAACCUACAUCAUCUUUCUCUGCCAGAAGGAAUCAAUCACAUGAAUUGGCAGCUAAUUCAAGGAAAGGUAGAAUAUAUGGCCUACAAAAAAUUGGGAUACGAAAAAUUCCUGAGCAUGUUCGGUGCCACCAAAAGACUGAGCUGGAGAAGGCAAAAGCAACCCUGUUAUUGGCAACUCUUCCUAAGUCAUUGCCUUGCAGGGAUAAAGAAAUGGAGGAGAUAUCUAUAUUUGUAAAGGAUGCAAUCUGCAAUGACCAAUGCCUAGGACGCUGCCUAUAUAUACAUGGUGUACCUGGUACUGGCAAGACUAUGAGUGUACUUGCGGUUAUGAGGAGGCUGAGAUCUGAAUUUGAUUCUGGAACUUUGAGGCCAUAUUGUUUUAUUGAAAUUAAUGGUCUUAAAUUAACAUCUCCAGAGAAUAUCUACAAGGUUGUAUAUGAACAGUUGAGUGGGCAUAGGGUUGGGUGUAAAAAGGCUCUUCACUUUUUAACAGAACAUUUUUCAGGUGGCACUAAAAUUGGAAAGCAAGCAAACCAGCCGAUUAUUUUGCUCAUUGAUGAGCUUGAUCUUCUUUUGACAAGAAACCAAUCGGUGCUGUAUAACAUUCUUGAUUGGCCCACCAAGCCAAAUUCAAAUCUAGUUGUUAUAGGUAUAGCAAACACAAUGGAUCUUCCAGAAAAGUUAUUGCCUCGUAUAUCAAGUCGGAUGGGUAUCCAACGACUGUGUUUUGGUCCAUACAAUUAUAGGCAACUGCAGGAAAUUAUAACAAGCCGUCUAAAGGGUAUUGGUGCCUUUGAGGAACAGGCUAUUGAAUUUGCUUCUAGAAAGGUAGCUGCUAUGUCAGGUGAUGCUAGGCGAGCUUUAGAGAUUUGUAGACGGGCAGCAGAGUUUGCAGACUACCGUGUUAAACAAUCUCGACAGUCUGCACAGGGUACUGUUUCUGCAAAUAAAGGUGACGGUGUUGUUUCCAUGGGUGACAUAGAAGCUGCAAUUCAGGAAGUCUUCCAGGCAUCGCAUAUUCAAGUGAUGAAGAAUUGCCCAAAGUUUGGAAAAGUUAUAUUGGUUGCCUUAGUUCAUGAGCUGUACAAAAGCGGACUAGGUGAAAUAAUGUUUGAUAAGUUAGCAACAACAGUUUUCUCCUGGUGCCAUGCCAACAGAGAACUAGUGCCUGGUUACGACACACUCGUGAAAAUUUGCUGCAAGCUUGGUGAAAGCAAGAUCAUCCUCUGCGACGAGGGUAGUAAGCACAAGUUGCAGAAGCUGCAGCUGAACUAUCCAAGUGACGAUGUGACAUUUGCCCUCAAGGAAUCCCCAGAUCUUCCUUGGCUAUCCAAGUACUUGUGA
This is a messenger RNA of Miscanthus lutarioriparius, 2427 nucleotides long. The record is from the annotation of a GenBank genome assembly. NCBI's taxonomy places the organism in Eukaryota, Viridiplantae, Streptophyta, Magnoliopsida, Poales, Poaceae.